AUGUCUGCAGGGGAGUUCUACUACGAACAGAAGAUCCUUGAGAAUGACUUGAUCUCUCUGGUCCCAUUCGACCAAGAUAUCCACACGUCAAAACUCGUUCAUGAAGUGAAGACCCAUGACCUUUUGAAGUUUAUCCCUUUUCCAAAGUUCGAAUCAAAUGAAGAAUUCAUCAAGAGUUUCUGGGCUCCUGUUCGAGAUGCGCCGGGUGAAUGUCUAUAUGCAAUUAUCGAUAAAGCUACAGCCAGGGUAUCGGGAGAGAGUGACGCCUAUGCCGGGACUAUGGCUUUGACAGCCACAAGCAAAGAAAAUGCCGCCACUGAGAUCGGUAUCAUGAUUUUCCCGGCAUUUCAGCGGACACAUGUCGCGACAAAUGCAGUUGGUCUAUUAUUGAAGUAUACUCUUGACCCACCACCUGCUGGUGGUCUAGGUCUGCGACGCGUGGAAUGGAAGUGCCAUUCUGAGAAUGCCGGCUCUCGGAGAGCUGCAUUGCGAAUGGGGUUUGAGUUUGAGGGCAUUGCGCGUUGGCAUCGUGCAUUCACGCUUGGAGAUUCCGCUGAAGAACUGGAGAAGAGGAAUGGAACCAAGGGAGAGCUACGGGGCAGACAUACUGCCAUUUUUGCUAUUACCUGGGAUGAAUGGGAUGAGAAAAGACCAAAAGUUGUUGCCUUGAUGGAGCGAAAGCACUAA
This is a messenger RNA of Penicillium malachiteum, 687 nucleotides long. Its product is annotated as GNAT family N-acetyltransferase. Bases 1 to 687 code for a protein of 228 amino acids. Lineage: Eukaryota; Fungi; Ascomycota; Eurotiomycetes; Eurotiales; Aspergillaceae. Gene Ontology annotation, molecular function: protein-N-terminal-alanine acetyltransferase activity; protein N-terminal-serine acetyltransferase activity. The record is from RefSeq and is a predicted model, not a curated record. The transcript is spliced from 2 exons.